Molecule: messenger RNA, 1286 nt
Organism: Trematomus bernacchii (emerald rockcod)
Lineage: Eukaryota; Metazoa; Chordata; Actinopteri; Perciformes; Nototheniidae
Product: complement C1q-like protein 2
Exons: 3
Coding region: 66-740 (224 amino acids)
Molecular function (GO): protein binding
Source: RefSeq, a predicted model, not a curated record
AGCAGCCAGAGGGAUCACACCAUUUAAAGUUCAGGGGACUUAGCGACGUUGUAUCAACUUACAAAAUGAGAUUGACCAUUGUGCUGAUUGUGUCGCUGUUUAGUGGCUUAAUUUUGGCCCAGGAAGGUGAUAAUGUAAGUGGUACACAGUCAUGUGAUGCUUGUGAAGUAAGUGAGAAACUAAAGGCUAUGGAAACCAGACUGGUGAACAGUGAAACCAGACUGGUGAACAGUGAAACCAGACUGAUGGACACUGUAACCAGACUGAUGGACACUGAAAACAGACUGAAGGAGAGUGAAAACCAGAUUCUUGAACUGAAGAACAAAGAACAUAAGACGGUCAUAUUCAGUGCAGCAACAGGAGGAGGAGGGAAUACCAUUGGACCCUUCAACACAGACACAACUUUAAUCUACAGAACCUUGAUCACAAACAUUGGAGCCGCCUACAGUCCAUCCACAGGUAUCUUUGUUGCCCCGGUUCCAGGUGUUUAUUACUUUACCAUCUUCUUUCAUGUUGGACGGGACCAUGGCACCAUCUUACGGCUCUACAAGAACAAUGAAUUGAUUAUAAAGACACAUGAUUUCCCUUCAACCUCUGACCGGGCUGAUAAUGGAGGAAACACAGUUUUCCUGCAGCUUGUUCAAGGAGACCGGGUGUAUGUGCAGCUGGGUGCAAACAAACAUGUUUGGGGAACUGACUAUGAUACAACCUUCAGUGGUUUUUUGGUCACUGAAAUGUGAGAAUCUGUAUCUCUGUUUUCAUUCCUGCUUGAGGGUGGCUGAAAAAGAUCUGAGCUCUCUAUAAACUGAAUAUCUAUCACAAUGAAAUGUUCAAAUGUAAUGAAACACAUAGCUGUUGCUCAUAGAAUCAUAAAAUCAAGACUAAGUAUGUCUUCUUCAAUCAUUGCUUUAUUAAAUUCAUUAUGCUGCAAAGUUGACAGUGAAUUUCUUGUUUUCUGUUUCCUGAAUAUCUUAAUAUAUUGAGUGUUGUGCAUUUCAAUUCAAAGCUCCAUCUCAUUGCAACAACCUCUCAACUUAGAUGUCUAACCUGCCUGAUAAUGCAUCAAUGGAAGACACAUGGAGCGAGAAAUGAAGACGUGGAGAAGUUCCCAUUUAUUCAAAUGUCAAGAAGUGCUACUUUGAUACUAGCGAACCUAUUUGCAUUACAGUAUUCAAAACUCACCUGCUUCAUCUCAAACUUGCAAAGGUGGCUCGAGUUGUAUCAGAUAGAGAUUCACUGGACUCUGUCCCUUAAAGGAUCUUGGUAGAUAAAGAAAUACAACAUCA